Molecule: messenger RNA, 713 nt
Organism: Cornus florida
Lineage: Eukaryota; Viridiplantae; Streptophyta; Magnoliopsida; Cornales; Cornaceae
Product: histone H3.2
Exons: 1
Coding region: 92-502 (136 amino acids)
Cellular component (GO): nucleosome
Molecular function (GO): DNA binding; protein heterodimerization activity; structural constituent of chromatin
Source: RefSeq, a predicted model, not a curated record
UCCAUCAGAAUCAUCACCUCAAUCGCCAUCGACACUACUUUCCCUCUAAAAUACACACGCUUUCUCUCUCUACACUCUAAGCUUCACAUCAAUGGCUCGUACCAAGCAGACAGCUCGCAAGUCCACCGGAGGCAAGGCUCCGAGGAAGCAACUCGCCACCAAGGCCGCCAGGAAGUCAGCUCCGGCCACCGGCGGAGUGAAGAAGCCCCACCGCUUCCGCCCUGGGACAGUGGCUCUCCGUGAGAUCCGCAAGUACCAGAAGAGCACGGAGCUUCUGAUCCGAAAGCUUCCGUUUCAGAGGCUGGUGCGUGAGAUCGCACAGGACUUCAAGACCGAUCUGAGGUUCCAGAGCAGCGCCGUCGCGGCCCUCCAGGAGGCGGCGGAGGCGUACCUGGUUGGUCUCUUUGAGGACACCAACCUCUGCGCAAUUCAUGCCAAGAGAGUCACCAUCAUGCCUAAGGAUAUUCAGUUGGCGCGAAGGAUUCGUGGCGAGAGAGCUUAAACGAAUCUCUCUGUUUAUGGUUUUCUGCUUCUGUUCUCUCUACGCUCUGUUUGUUUUAGGGUUCUUAGGUACUUAUGUUAGGGUUUGAUUGUAGUGAUGUAAAUGCAUGGUGGUUUGAGGUUAAGAUUUGGUUAAAUGUUGAAUUUUGAUUUUGAAAUUAUGAAUGCUUCAAACCUUAUUAAAUGAAAAUGCUAAAUUUUCUUUUUUCUAA